Tachysurus fulvidraco (yellow catfish) is the source of this 5871-nucleotide messenger RNA. RefSeq names its product zinc finger CCCH-type containing 7Bb (gene zc3h7bb). Gene Ontology annotation, molecular function: miRNA binding; metal ion binding; protein binding. Gene Ontology annotation, biological process: miRNA processing. The transcript has 22 exons. The record is from RefSeq and is a predicted model, not a curated record. NCBI's taxonomy places the organism in Eukaryota, Metazoa, Chordata, Actinopteri, Siluriformes, Bagridae. Bases 264 to 2954 code for a protein of 896 amino acids.
UUCAGAAAGCUGUCUAAUCGUCUCUCUUUAGGACCCGCCGUUUCAGCCCAUUGGCCCAAUUCAACUUGGGCACAACUUGGAGAAAUCGACAGUGAAGUCUCACAUGUUCCGUCUACAUUCAACAACGUUCAUUUCGGUUAAAGGGUUACUUGGAAAAAAUGAUUUAAGGUUGAACGAUUUACUUCCAGAUUAUUAUUUUUUUUAACAAGGAAUUCACUGGUGUUUCAAACAGACUGUGGAAGUGAACCGGAUUUGCCCGAGCAAUGGAUCCAGAGAGACUAAAGCGCAAGGAGGAAAUAGAGAAAGCCCUGGGAUUUAUACAGUUCUGCAGGUCAUCUCUGCCUUUCCCUGACCCUGAUGGUUAUGAGGCAUUUUUGAGUCAGUUAGUUUGCAACUUGCUGGAUGAAGGGAACACAGUGUUUCGUGAAGGAGAUUGGAGACAGGCAGCUGUGCACUACAGUGAAGGUGUGAACGUAGCUCGAUAUGCUCAGUCUGAAGCACUGGUCAUUCCUCCAGAGCUACUUGAAAGUCUUUACGUGAACAGAGCUGCUGCACACUAUAGCCUUGAAGAGUAUGAUCAAGGGGUGCAGGACUGUGACUGUGCACUGGCUGUAUCUGAGGGAAGCCGGAGAGCACUCUAUAGGAAAGCACUGUGCCUGAGAGAGCUGGGCAGAUUCAGAGAGGCCUACGAGUGUGGCACUGGGUGUCUGCUUGCUGCCCCUCAUGACAGACAAGUUAGCGAGUUGGCUAAGGACCUUGCCAACAAACUUGGCCUGAAAAUCCGCAAAGCCUAUGUUAGUCCUCAGGUUGACUCCACAACAUCUGGUGCAGCAAGUAAUGGGGAGACUGCACCUUCUACAGGGGAGACAUCUUCAAAUGGUCUUGAGUCGCUGACCGAUAUUGGUUCAGAUAUGUCCAGUGCCCAGUGCAUUCCUGCACCGUUGGCCACCCCAAUCCCAGUCAGUGAUGACCCUGCAAUGCCCUCGCUGGCUCCCAUAGUUCCCCAGGACACCCCUGAGAGCCCCAGUCAGGGGCCCACAGGGCAGGUGCAAUAUUCUGUGCCGGUGUCUGACGAUGUGGGUGAAUGUGUGAUUAACACAAAUCUAGACAGUCUGCUGGAAAAAGGAGCGGAGGUCACUGUGAACCCUGUGCAAGGUGCCAUUCCUACUAACCUCCCAAAUACAGCUGUAGGGUUGCGUACUACCUACCCCUCUGCUCUCCCAGCCUCUUCGUCCCCGCUCACUCCCCCUUAUUUUGCUUCCACCAUAAAUCCCCUCACUCAGCUGGACCCUUUUUCAUCACUUGUCCAAAGUGAGAGCUCACAAGCCAUGGAGUCUCUCCUCCCUUACCCUGCUGGGUCUGGAGAGGCUGUUGGAAGGGCCAGAGCGGAAUCACUCAGCACACAAGGACUCGAUUCUCUUUCUGAAUAUACAUUACCAGGAGGAAGAAUCUCUAGCACUUUCUUCUCUGGAUUACGGAACCAUAGUACCACUCAUUCGAAUGGCUCAGCUGCCACCAACCUUUCCCUCUUGUCCCAGAAUCCACUGGCUGUCACCCAUGAGUUCAGACAGGCGUGUCAUGCAUGUUACAGUCGAAUAGGUCCUCGAGUCAUGGAUUACAAAUAUCAGCCCGAUGCAGCACAUCGUUGUAAAAGAGAUGUGCUGCUCUGUCGCCUCAAAUCAUCUGAAGACACCACUUGGAAGAGGAUAAGACCUCGCCCUGCUCGCAAUAACUUUCUUGGAGCGUUUGUUCUUUGCAAAGAAGUGCAGGAGCGUCAGGAGUGCCAAUAUGGAGAAAACUGCACAUUUGCUUAUUGCCAAGAGGAGAUAGAUGUGUGGACCCAAGAGAGGAAAGGAGCUUUAAGUCGAGAGCUAUUAUUCGACCCCCUGGGCACAAAUGAGAGACGUGCACUUAGUGUUACUCGGUUAUUGCAGAUUCAUAUGGGCAUGUUCAUGUUCCUCUGUGAGGAAUGUUUUGACAGUAAGCCUCGUAUUAUAAGUAAGCGCAGCAAAGAGAAUCUAGGCGUCUGCUCCAACCUGACUGCAAAGCAUCCUUUUGAUGAUAAUAAGUGUCUAGUGCAUGUGGUACGCUCAGCCAACGUGCGCUACAGUAAGAUUCGUCCACUCCAUCCACUCUGCCAGUUUGAUGUAUGCCGCCAUGAGGUGCGCUAUGGGUGCCAGAGGGAAGACAGCUGUUCUUUUGCUCACUCAGUUAUUGAACUCAAGUGCUGGGUGCUACAACAGGACACGGGUAUCACUCAUGAGGAGAUGGUGCAGGAGUCUAAGAGACACUGGCAAAGACUGGAGCAGAAUGCGCAAAGACAGAAGCCCAUGCAUAUGCCUCAUCAAACCAGCGCUAGCAGUAAUUGUGUGAGCAGUGCUGGUUUUGGGACUGGAGGAGGUGUUGGAGUGGGUGGUGAUGGAGGUGGAGGCUCAGGAGGAGGCACAUGUGGGCGAGGCCGUGGGCUCAACCUCAAGAUGAAGUUUGUGUGUGGCCAAUGCUGGAGAGAAGGCCAGGUCAAUGAACCAGACAAGUCACUGAAAUACUGCACUGCAAAAGCCAAACACAGCUGGACAAAAGAACGUCGGGUGCUGUUGGUCAAAUCGUUUGAGAAGAAAAAGUGGGUUGUUGUACGUCCACUGCCUUUCUCUCGAACUUACCCCCAGCAGUAUGAUAUGUGUGUUCAUGUGAUGAAACAAAAGAAGUGCCACUACAUUGGGAACUGCUCAUUUGCACACAGUUCAGAAGAAAGAGACGUGUGGACUUACAUGAAGAACAACAGUUUGAGAGACAUGCAGCAGAUGUAUGACUUAUGGCUAUCACUGACCAAUCAAAACCGUCGAUCAGAUGGCCCCAUGAUGACUGCUCCUCCUGAAGAAAAACAGAAUUCUAUGCCAGCUGACUAUUCUGACUCGGUGGCUGGGCAGCGCAUGCCAGGAAGUGGGGAACUGUGACCACAAACAAAGCAUCAAGUGGUAGCCCUUGUGACUACCUGGAUGAGGCUUCCUGUCAGGAGAAUCCAUCAGAAUGUAUUCUCCAUUCCCUUCAGUGCAACUAUAGGAAGCACUGUAAUCUCCUGCUGACAGUCUGACUGUAAGCCUAACACGGUGAUAGUGAACACAAACACAUGCUUUAUCAUUCAUGCCCAAAUACGUUUGUUGAUAUUACACUUGGCUGUAUGUUUUGUAUGCAAAUCAGUAAUGACAGCCUAUGUAAUGUAAGGUCAUUUUAAUUCCAAAUUAUUCCAUUUUAAUAUACAAGUACUUCCUUACUCUGUAUUUUUGCCAUAUUGGCAGAAGAAAAGGAUUGUAUAGCCAGCAAAGGCUCUCCAAAAGAGUUGUGAAAUUUAUUGAACACACCUUGGCACUAUCCUUUGCCUGUCGGGCUGUUUCUUUAUAGAACUAGCAUGUAGGUUUGCUGCCUGUCAAUCUUCACAAGCCAACCUUGCGUGCCCAAACUUGCGUUUACAUUCAGUUUUGCACUGAGUGAGCUGUGAAAGGGGCAGUGUUUUGUAUUAAAUAGAAAAGGUCAUUGAGGAAAGUGAUUGAAUAAUAGCGUGAUGUUCCGGGACAUUAUCAUCAGACCAGUCAGAUAUAAAUGACAAAUGUAAUUGCAGUUUAAGAAGCAUUAAUGAUUGGAAUUAGACUCAUUUGAGGCUUCUUUACCCUGAACCAUCAUAACAUUUUGGAGCUCUCUAAGCUAUAUUCCAAAAUAAGUCUUUGAAUUCUUAAAUGAGAGGCACAAUUGUUCUCCGUAACUCAUUUGCUCAUUUCAGGCAAGCAACCUGAAUGAAAUUGAGAUUGGAGAACUUUAGGCAGAAAAACUUGACAUGGUGUGCCUAUACGUAAUUAUAUUCCCUACAAAAAAAUAUAUAUAUAUAAAUAUAUACACACACUCAUCAUAUACCUUGCUACUUUUAGUAAGCCCUGUCCAUACGUAUGUUGGACAGUACAUAUUUACUAUACUACUAAUGAUUAUUGAUAACCUAGCAGUUAAAGCUUAAUUAAAUAUAGCCUGACCUUGUAUUGAUUACAUAGAAUCUGUUGUUAUUGAGCUAUGCUAUAUGACUUGUAUUGCUGAUUAGAUGACUAGUGAUUUUUCUUCUCGCUUCUGUGAGGGUCAUUCCAGAAACGUCAGUAUUUUUUGUUUUGUUUUUUUGUUUUGUUUUUUUAAGGUUGCCCCAGCCUACAUCAACAACUCAAGAUAAGAAAGAAGAAAGAUAACCAUAAAUCUUACUUUUACCACAAUAACAUUUUAGAAAUAUCAAGAACUUUAUGAAUUUGGGGCUGGGAGUUGUCUUGGUUUCAACAUGUAUGAAUUCAGUGAGGGGUUUCUGGAAUGAUCUUAAUGUAUGCUUCAGUGAGGGAUUGUAUUAUUAUUAUUACUACUACUAUUAUGAUUAUGAUAAUGAUUACUAUUAUUGACUGUUUAUCCUCCUAUAUUCUAUUGAUAUAUGUAUAUGUUAAUUGCAAUGUAUAACUCUCUCUUAAGUAUAUGUAUCAAUGUAUGAACAUAAAACAUAACAGUGAAUAGUCUAUGUAUGCUGAGAGACUGUCAGUUUAGGGAAGAGGUACUGUGUAGAUACAUGUGCUUGAGGUUUUGAGAUGGUCAUUAGUUUAUUAUUGGGCUAGAACAUAAAGUACAGCGUGUUUACAAAUAGAUUAUAAACUAUAGGUUUUUCUUCUGAAUUGUUUAGAAUGCGUUUUGUUGCCGAUUAUAAUGGUAGGAUCCACCAUGUGCCUUUAUUUUACCAUUGAUAUGACUGGUGGAUUAAGUGGAAUAAUAAUAUGAAGUUAAUUAUAUUUCAAAACACAUGGCUCACCUGCCCAAACUCUCUUGCCUGGUUCUGAUCAAGUCCUCAAGCUCAUGUAUUGUCAGCUGUAUUGUGAGUAAAAUGCUAAGCAUACAUAAGGAUUUUUUUGUUUUGUUUGCAUAGCACCUUAUACACUAUAAACAUAUAUACAAUUAUAAAUAUCCUGAGCAUAUAUAAUCUUUCUCCUUCAAUAUAUGAUGAAUAUAUACAUACUUAGACAACUUAAAUAAUGAAAUAGAUGCAAGGUGGUGGACGGGUUUUGUGGUUUGUUUUGUUGACUGGUGUGGUUGGUUGUGGCAUGCAGCUCCAGUUGUCUUCGAAAUUCUGUGGAACAUCAGCAAUUUCCAUAGAACCGUUGUUUUUUCUGGUUUUGUUAGCAGUUUCCACUCUUGAUGACAGGUUGACAAUCAGAAGUGUAAGCUGAGAAGGUGGUGCAGAGAGACUCGGUUUACAGAAAUGCUCAUUAAUGAGGAGGAUUGCAGAUGGUCAUAUCAAAGGGCCAGAAUCCCCCUAACCCUGGCCACUGAUUAUUCAAUGGAAUUGAGAGAGCAUCAUCCACUCAACUAAAUCACAUCCCUGUCAUUUUCAACUUGAAUUUACUUCAUUGAGUAAACAUCACUGAAUGUGAACUUGUGAUAUUUUGGAUCUUGGACUCCUCUUUUAAGUAGUUUGAGUAAAUGGGUAGAGAUUGCACAUGGUUAGAACUUUGUGUUUAAUACUCUCUAAAGCCAAGUCUCCAGUUUAUGGCAGACAGUUAAACAUUGAUCUUGACAUGAUGUUCCAUAUUUAUCCUGAAAAGAUUUCGUCUUUUCAAUACAACAUAUGGAUAAAGUUUAAGAUGCUGUUAUCUGUCAAGAUGAAUUAUUUUUCACCUAAUAGCUGAAAACUUCAGGGUUUUUGGAAAGAAGAAAAAACAAACAAAAUAAAUGCCUCUUUUUGUACUGUAUUUUUACAUUGUUUUUUUUGUUUCUCCUUUUUGCUCCCUUAUUGGAAUGAAUAUUGAACACAGUGGACCAAAUCUCAUGAGUGCUUAACAAUAAACAGAUUGUUUUAGAAAA